This is a messenger RNA of Penicillium cataractarum, 186 nucleotides long. RefSeq lists its product as uncharacterized. The record is from RefSeq and is a predicted model, not a curated record. NCBI's taxonomy places the organism in Eukaryota, Fungi, Ascomycota, Eurotiomycetes, Eurotiales, Aspergillaceae. The transcript has a single exon. Bases 1 to 186 code for a protein of 61 amino acids.
AUGGACCCAACCGAAUUGACACAACGUUCGAACCAUGCGCGAAAAUUGUGCAUUGAAUUCCUUGGCCCAGACGAAGUCGACCGCUGGCCCAAAAGUCACCAAAAACUGUUCGCGGAUGUCCAAAAGCUUGGUAGAGAGCGUUUCAGCUCAUUUAUGGAGACCAAAGUCUGCCAGAAGCGGGACUGA